AUGGCGCGCGGCACCGGGCCAUCGAGGCGCUCGAACCGCCCUUCGUCCCGCGCGCUCGGCAACUCCGCGCUCAACACCCGCGGGAUCGCGCGAGGCGAACGCGGAACCCGGGGCAAAUCCUCCCGCGUCGCGUCGCGGGCGACGUCGAACGAGGAUGACGAACCCCCCGCGCCCGAGCCUCUGCUCGUGAUCGUGGAGGUCGACGGCGUGCUGUGCGACGUGCAUUGCGACCUUCACAGGCUCGCGUUCAACGAGGCGUUCGUCGAGCUCGGCAUGGAGGGCGCGUCCUGGUCCGAGGAGCGCUACCUCUCCCUGCUCCGCACCGGCGGGGGCACCGCCGAAGGGAUGGUGGAGCGGUACUUUCACUUCUACGGGUACCCCACCCCCGAGCUCCGGGACCCGACCGCGCACAUCCCCGACGAGGUCGGCCAAGCCGCGAUGUCCGGCUCGAUUCGACCCGAAGGGUGGAACGCCGAGGGCGCGUCCGUCGCCGCGCAGGCCGCGGCGAUCCAGGCGGCGGCGUCCAGAAACCCCCUCAACCGCGAACUGCUCGCGAGGCGAAGGCUGGAGUGGAUCGACGAGGUGGUGGCGAAGAAGGACGAGCGACUCCGCGCGAUCGUCUCCGAGGGCCGUCUCAAGCUCCGCAAGGGUGCGCUCGACUUUAUCGACGAGUGCCUCCUCGAGGACGGCGCGCAGGUGGUCUUCGUGGGAGCCACGGCGUCCGCCCCGGAGGAAGGGGUCCUCGACGCAGUGCUGGAAGCCAUCGGCCCGCUGCGAGCGGCGGCCAUCACCCAGUGCGGCGGGCACGAGCAGAUCGACGGAUGCGAGUUCCAGUCCUUCGAGAACUACCACGCGAACAACAUCGUCAAGGACAUCACCGCCAACGGCGAAGUCGCGGCGCGGGAGGAGCAGUUGCAGGCGGUCAACGGCGACGUCGACGUCCGCAAGGAGAUGCAGGCCAUGAUGAAGCAGCGCAAGGGCGAACUGCUGGCCGAGGAGAUCGGCGGCGAUCUGCAGCGCCAACGGUUCGACAGCAACGUCGUCGUCGACAGCGGCGUCUUCUGCACCAGCACCAGGAGCGUGAUCAGCGCGGAGGCCGUGCGGGGCAUGCUCGAGGCGAAGGGCUUCGGCAAGGAUCGCGCCAUCUUCGUCGGAGCCUCGAGGACGACGUGCGCCGAGGCUGGCGCCGCCGGUGUCUUCAACGUCCUCGCGAGGACCGCGCACCAGGCGGACUCGCAGAUCACCGACGUGGCGUGCGUCGUGGACGGCUUCGGCGGCGGCGGCGGGCUGACGCUGAGGUACAUCAAGCGUCGCGCCGCCGCGUGGGACGGUCGCGCGGCGACGAUGGACGAGACGUGACGGGCGGGCGGGCGGGCGGUCGCACGGGAAGAGCACGCCGCGCCUCGCCGCGUAGUAA
Micromonas commoda is the source of this 1417-nucleotide messenger RNA. RefSeq lists its product with no specific name. The transcript has 4 exons. The coding region runs from base 1 to 1359 and encodes 452 amino acids. NCBI's taxonomy places the organism in Eukaryota, Viridiplantae, Chlorophyta, Mamiellophyceae, Mamiellales, Mamiellaceae. Gene Ontology annotation, molecular function: hydrolase activity. The record is from RefSeq and is a predicted model, not a curated record.